Dermacentor albipictus is the source of this 4244-nucleotide messenger RNA. Its product is annotated as ATP-binding cassette sub-family G member 1-like. Gene Ontology annotation, cellular component: membrane. The record is from RefSeq and is a predicted model, not a curated record. Lineage: Eukaryota; Metazoa; Arthropoda; Arachnida; Ixodida; Ixodidae. Gene Ontology annotation, biological process: transmembrane transport. Gene Ontology annotation, molecular function: ATP binding; ATP hydrolysis activity; ABC-type transporter activity.
GAACUGCGUUCGCAAGGCCAUGACAACGCCGCACCGUCGUCCCCAUGUUCUGUCCAUACCCUCCCUUUCCGAGGCUGCGGUCGUCCGCUGGGAGGAGGCGCAUCGGAAACCGCUCUCGUAUUUCUGUUGCGCCUGGGCACCGCCUGGCUCAGUCGCGUAACCGACGCGUGGAUUGCGCGUGUUGCUCUUUUGCGCGUGCAACUUUUGCGAAGAGCGACGGGACGCGCAGCGCCGGUUUGGAGUGCCCGUCGUUUAUGCUGUGACGAUUUAGAAGAACUGCUCGAGGGAAGCCGCCGUUCGACCUGACCUGAAGCCAUGGCUCUGAAAGCAUAGGAAGCUCUACCUGCGCACUCGUGUGAUUAGCAAGCUGCGCGUAACUUGGCGUGGAAGACAAAAAAAAAAAAAGGAAUAAUCAAAGCGGAGCUCAAGUCAGCCAACGCCGUUGCCAGCGUCAAGACACCACAGGGAUAUUUUGUGCGGGCGCACAGGCCUCCGGACGUUCGUUCACCUGAACGAAAACAGCAGAAGAGGGCACUCUUUGGUCUUAGCGGUAUUUGGCCGGCCGAAAGCGAACAAAUCUCGAGGCAGAGCCAGGAGCUCCCACGAGUCUCGAUCGUGUCGCAGCUGAGGUGGUGCUUAGAAGUCUACGGCGACACCGCCAUCUGUGCACGAGAAGAGGGGCGGCUUUGAUUGCGCGCCCAUUAUCGUCACAAGACAGCUCGCGCAAACACGGUCGACCUUGCGUACACGCGCUGUGCCCGUCGGCAGGUUCCCUUUCUCGGGCGACGACGGUCCGCUGAUUUGGCCCGUUCGUGGUGGCCGAGGCCAAGGAAAACAAAAACCUGUCCCGACAGGAGGAAUCCUAAGUCCUGUUCCUUUCGUGCGGCCCCCGUGCUCUCUCGUUUCGUCCUGGGCAUCAUCGCCUGGCGGGUGAACAACGAUCUCGCAUCGCAGUCCUUUUUUUCCCCACGGGUUGCAUACCUGGUUGCCCGCAGAAGCGAAAGCCGAAGCAGAGUGAAGUCCGGGCGAAAGUAGUGCGGCAUUUGCCCCCAUAGUCAGUACGGGGGUGCGGGUGGUGCUCUUUGGGAGAGAAGUCGGUGACCCUUUCCCGUUAUUUUCAAGCGACGGCCUCUCAGGCUGCCCUCUCACUCACCGCCGCCCUCGUGGCGACGACCGACCACGCUGAAGGAGAGAAGGGGUUAGCAAGCGCCCCGUGAAACCACUUUCCUUCGCAGAACACGCCGCGCACGCUCGCUUCGCUGAAGCUCGCGCCGGGUGAAGCAGGGACGUCUCCUCCGCGUGGCAGCAGACGGGCCGACUGCAGGAAGGGCUUCGCUCGACGACACCCAAGUCCGCAACUGCCGUCACACAGAAAUCGCCCAGCAGCGAGAGUCAUGCGGUGAGAAGAAAAAGUGGCGCGCCGGACUCCCGCUUUCUGCCGUCGCGUCUAGUGGGUCCGCAGAGGAAGUCCCCGGACAGCUCGCAAGGGCCGUGAAAUCGGCACACAUUUUCUUGUUUAUUCCGUGCUUCGUGCCACAGGCGGCUAGCAGUCUCCCGUCGCAAGUGCGUGCCCGCGCUGCUCUGUGCAAAGACGCCAACGCUCGCCUUCCACGACGCCGAGCAGGAAGGACUGCGCGUGGACGCCGCGCACGCAGUGCCCGGGCUUGCGCUGAUCGUGGUGGUGGUGGCGGCGGUGCUUGCCUCCGCGGAUUCCGCUGACUGCUUUCGCCGGGCUGCUUUCGAGUUCCCGAGAAAGGAAGAUGGAUUCCGGCGCAGUUCUUCUGAACGUUUCCAAGUUGGAAAACGACUCGCCGCCGAAGUGUUUCGAAAACCUGGCAUUGGAUGUCCCAAAUGGGGUAAUCGACGACGCGAUCCCGGCGGUGGACUUCAAGAGCAAGGCCGACGCGAACGGCAACGGCCGCCACAACGGGUUCAGGAACUUCGAAAGCAUCGACCUGACCUGGAGGAACCUCUUAUACAAGGUCAAGAAAGGCAAAGCCCGCAAGUACUUAGUCAACAACAUGAGUGGUGAAGCACGGUCCGGUACGCUGACUGCCAUCAUGGGUCCCUCUGGCGCGGGCAAGACGACGCUGCUCAAUUUGCUCACGGGAUUCUACGACAAGGGCUACAAGGGCGAGGUUCAGAUCAACGGCUACGUACGUGAUCAGGCGCUGUUCAACAAGCAGAGCUGCUACGUCAUGCAGGAGGAUCGACUGCUUCCUGCACUCACCGUUUACGAGGCUAUCUUCAUGAGCGUUGAACUGCGCAUGCCCAACAUGGCACCAAAAGACAAAGCUAAGAAGGUUGAGCGGUCGAUCGAAGAGUGGGGCCUGGAGGUGUGCCGCAACACUCGUACAGAAAACCUCUCUGGCGGCCAACGUAAGCGUCUGGCCAUCGCACAAGAGUUGGUCAACAACCCUCCUGUUCUUUUCCUCGACGAGCCCACAAGUGGCCUGGACAACGUGUCAAGUCUGAUGUGCGUGCAGAUACUAAAGCGGUUGGCCUCUAUGGGACACACUGUCAUCUGCUCUAUACACGCACCCAGUGCCAAGAUCUUCUCUUACUUUGACAUGCUGUACAUGGUUUCUGCGGGGCGUUGCAUCUACAACGGCGAAGUGGAUGGCCUGCUAGGCUUUCUGACGAGGCAUGGUCUGCAGUGUCCACAGUUCCACAACCCUGCCGACUACAUUAGCGAAGUGGCGUCCGGCGACUACGGUGACUACCGCGACGUGCUGAGCCGCGAGUUCGAGCUUCCGUUGCCGGACGGCAGCGCUGCCGCUAAAGGCACGAUGACGAAGUACGGCGGGCUCAUCAUGACCAGCGAGCAAAAGGCUGAGGCAAACCGGAUGUACUCUUUCAAAGUCAACCAGUUUCAUCAAUUCCGGAUUCUCCUGAAGAGGUGCUGGCUCUCGGUGUUCCGUAACAAGGUGGCCACUCCCUUGCGGCUUGUGGCAUAUGUGGGCUUCGCGCUGAUGCUUGUCAUACUGUACUACGACAUUGGCAACAAGGCGAGCACGGUCACCCACAACGCCACAAUGUUCUUCUCCAUGUGCUGCAUCUGCGUCUUCCAGACCAUCCUGCCCGCCGUCAUAGUCUUUCCCGUAAACAUCUCAGUAUUGAUGAGAGAGCAAAGGAAUUGCUGGUACAGCCUCAAAGUUUUCUACCUGGCGAACUAUGUCACGGAGAUUCCGUUUCUGGUGAUACCGAACGCUGUGCUGAUCGCCAUUGUGUACUAUCCGACGGGACAACCGAAAGAGCUAUGGCGUGUGGCAGGCGUCAUGCUCUUCUGCGUCCAGAUAUGCGCCGUGUCGCAGGCAAUGGGGCUCAUCGUGUCUGCAGUGUCCAAGCUACAGACGGCGGUGUUCCUGGCCCUGCCUAUCGUGUCGCCGGCUUUCUUCUUCUGCGGCUUCUUCGUGCCGGCCCACCUGAUGUCGCGGUACGCGCGCUGGUUAACGGAUAUCUCGUACAUCUACUACGGCUACAACGGACUACUGCUGUCGGUGUACGGCUAUGGCCGCCCAACUCUUGAAUGCGACCAGUUCAUCUGCCUCUAUGAGGACCCCGCACAGUUCCUCGAGUUCGUCGGUGCAGCGGACAAGAAGUUUUAUGUGUUGGUGCUUGCGCUGCUUGCUUACGAAGCCAUAUGCAGGACCAUCGCCUUUAUCCUGCUCAAGAUCAGGUUAGCUAGAAAAGAGUGAAGCGUUUCAGUUCGAGCGGCUGCGAGAUGACCUCUCAUGUGUGUGUGCGCGCGCCCGCAUAUGUACGGUAUGGUGUGCGAACGUUGGGCAUUUGGCUCUGUUUUUCGUUUUAGCUCCAGCCGCUUGCAAGCGGAAAGCAUGGUGACUCGUACGGAACUGGCACCUUUCAGUGCAUUCCGCGGCAAAAUAGGCGCUGUUGAGGAAGCUAAGUGAGCCGACGCGCCGGAGUGGUGUGCCGACCAUUGGCGGUUGGCGGUCGAGACUACAACAAUGCAACUUAAUGCGGCUCUCGACGUAGUGAAACGGAUACCGCUCAGAGCGAUAUACGGCUGCGACGCCACAUGCAGUCUCGUCGCCUGUGUCCUGCUGAAGAUCGUAAUAGGCCGGAAUGAGUGCAGUUGUCGAUUUGCACGUUUGCGAAGUUGCUUGUGCGCGUGCGCAGAUUUUUAUGUGACGGCGAGUGGAAUUUUAUUUUUUUUCUUAUUUGAGCUGCAUCAGUUUUACCACAGCCUGUGCAGGUGACAUAAAACUUAAAAACAUGUGGCA